Messenger RNA from Orbilia oligospora ATCC 24927, 717 nucleotides. RefSeq lists its product as uncharacterized. The record is from RefSeq and is a predicted model, not a curated record. Gene Ontology annotation, cellular component: microtubule organizing center; microtubule plus-end; cytoplasmic microtubule. The transcript has 6 exons. Gene Ontology annotation, molecular function: microtubule plus-end binding. Gene Ontology annotation, biological process: spindle assembly; protein localization to microtubule plus-end; regulation of microtubule polymerization or depolymerization. Bases 1 to 717 code for a protein of 238 amino acids. Lineage: Eukaryota; Fungi; Ascomycota; Orbiliomycetes; Orbiliales; Orbiliaceae.
AUGGGAGAGUCAAGACAAGAACUUAUAAACUGGCUAAACGCCUUGCUGCAACUCAACUUAACAAAGGUUGAACAAUGUGGAACUGGUGCUGCCUUCUGCCAGAUCAUGGACUCCAUCUCCGGAAAUAUCCCCAUGGCAAGGGUCAAGUUCAAUGUCAAUACAGAAUAUGCGUAUCUCCAGAAUUUUAAAAUUCUAACGAAUGCCUUCUCCUCCCAAGGAAUCGACCGCCCGGUUCCUGUCCAGAGUCUAGUCAAAUGCAAAAUGCAGGAUAACCUAGAGUUUCUACAAUGGAUGAAGAGGUACUGGGAUGCCAACUUCCCUGGUGGAGAAUAUGACGCUGUGGCACGACGGAAGGGCCAGGGCGUGGCUACUGCCCCAGUUUCCGCCCCACGUUCCACAGCGGCACCGAAAGCGCGGGGUACAACCCCUCAGGUCACCGGGCAGAGGACCAGAACACCCUUAGGCGGUGCAUCUACAAGCGCUCUUCAAGCUGAGAUAUCAACGUUGAAGGAAAGCGUUGCCGGACUCGAGCGUGAGCGUGAUUUUUACUUUAGCAAAUUGCGUGACAUAGAACUUUUGUUGCAAGAAUCCCAGGAAGACCCAGCCGAAGACAAGGGUGGUGUCAUAAAGAGGGUCCAUGAGAUCCUAUACUCAACAGAGGAUGGUUUCGAAAUACCCGAGGAAGAACAAGGCGGCCACGACGAUGAAACUUUUUAA